AUGUUCUCUUUCAAGCCAACUUUACUGUGCCUUUUGCUGUUCGUAUUCAUCGUAUCUUCAGAAUAUACGUGCGAAGACGACUCCGAUUGUACCGAGGACAAGUUGCCCGAGUAUUACUGUAGAGUGGUGUACGGUGGGGCGGAGAGUGAAGGAGCCGAAUGCAAAUUUUACGAACCGGCUGGAAUGAAACUGUGCGAUUUCAAAUGUUCCCAGGUCCUGGAUGAUCCGAACUGUAUGAAAUGA
Molecule: messenger RNA, 243 nt
Organism: Bursaphelenchus okinawaensis
Lineage: Eukaryota; Metazoa; Nematoda; Chromadorea; Rhabditida; Aphelenchoididae
Source: the annotation of a GenBank genome assembly